AUGUGGGGCAGGAUAUGGGAUCCAGAGGAGAAGAAGAAGAGCAAGAUGGAAAGUUGUCAGCUGCAGAGUUGUCUGGAUCGGGGUUUUGGCUUUGUUACUUUCGAAAAUGAAGACAUUGUGGACAAAGUCUGCGAGAUCCACUUCCAUGAAAUCAACAACAAGAUGGGAUCCCAAAGUGGCGCCUCCAGUGAGUCCGAGUCGUUCGUCUCGCCUCAUGAACAUUUCGGCGUGGCGCCCAUUUCCUUGGUUCCCCCACAUUCGCAUACCCCCCAUGGUAACGCGGCUCCCCUUGGUUUCCGGGCUCUCUCUGGGAAUGGUUUCUCGGGGACGCCAGAAGUGGCCCAGGAACGGGUGCCGGUCUGCACGAAUGCCCUGCUGGUGGAGUGCAAGAAGGCGCAGCCCAAGGAAGUGAUGUUGCCGCAGCAGAUCGCCAAGGGCCGCGCGGCGACGCGCGGGACCUACGGUGAGUUGGUGGUGCUGGGUGCGACGGGAGGCGGCGGCGCCGGUGGUCCCGCGGUGCCAUCGGCCGCGGCGGCUCUGUCCGCUGCCGCCGCGCUGUCUGCGGCCGCCGCGUUCCGCUACGCGCCUUACGUGAUCCCGGCGCCGCUGCUCUCGUCCGCCGCCGCCGCCCCCGCGCAAGCCGCGGCGCCGUUCCCCUUCUACGCCCUCGCCCUGCCGCCGACCUGCAAGACACGCGCGUUCGCCGCCCAGCAUCCCCUGGCCUACUCGAUGGCCGAACUGGCCGGCGUCCCUGCGCUCGACGCCAAGGCCUUGUACCCCAUCCCUGUCGGCCUCUAAGAACGAAAGCGUUUUCACAAAACAAAAAAAAAAGAUAGCGAGAAAAAGAAAAAGAAGAACAAAUUCAACCGACGGACGCCCCGAAUCAUGUCUCUUGCCCCCCGACAGGACAGGAAGCCUCCUCCUCCUCCUCCUCCUCCUUGUCAAAUUCGAAUUAGGGUCCAUUUCCGAAACAAAACGAAAAAGACAGAAUCCAAUCCAAGGGAAUCAUCGUCCAUCUCAUCGCGAAUCAAACCCGAAGACCGGGAAUCCAGCAUCCGAUUCGUAGGAUCCUCCCUUUUUCGCCAUCCAUUCGUAGGAGAUCCGGGGAUCCAGGGAAAACUUCUCGAAAAUUUAAACCACGGGCUUCUUCUGUAGUUCUUCGAACGCAUGAAGUCAUCCGAAAGUCUGCACGCGACCAAAUUUUUUUUUUUUCAACUCAACUUGGGGCCGCCCAACUUGCUUUUUCAGGUUUUUUUUUCUCGUGUGUGACGACAUUCAAGACGAGGAUCCUCCUUUGGGAAUCCUACUUUUCUAGAUUUUCUUCGAAUGUCACCUGCCUGAUAGAUGAGAAAUAUCGUCAGAUAUUUUUGAUCAAAUGGUUGAGGAUGACCUUUGGAUGCUUUCAUUGCAAAUUUUACCCUGAGAUUCGCUACUACCGUAAGAACAUUUUCACUCACCCUAAUGAUACGCUGGAAUUUUAAUUUGGAAAGUUUUUUCUAUUAUUUCAAAAAAAAAAUAUGAACAUGGAACAGUCACGAAAUUUGCUGAGAACUCACUCCAUAAAAUUUAAAAUCACUCGAGAAUCACUGGAAAUUGAAAAAAUGCGAAGUAAAUUUUUGAGAUCAUUUUCUUGACCAGUUUGAAAGUCAGGAAGAGCGAAAAGAUUUUCAGACGAAACGGGGGUUUGUUCAUAAAAGUAAUUGCAAUGUAACUGAAAGUUUUACUGUCUUUCUUUUUUUUUUUUUUAGCCCGUCUUCAAAACCAAGAGAAAUUUCUCCCCUCCCUUGUGUGAAAUCCCCGGGAAAUGAUAGUGAACCUAGGAUUUGUAUCCAUUGUCUUGAAACCUCAAGGGAUCAACGUUCAAAUGAUGAGAUCAAUAUGGGCAUUUCUUAGGAUCCCCGAACCAAAUCUGUUUCGCUCGUUCAAAAAUUUCAAGUGGGCGAUUUUUAAGCUAUUGUGAUGCAGCAGUCAGUUAUUCAAAGUUUGCAGCGUAAAUCGGACAUUCAGCAGAAAUAUUUUCUGAUUUCAGCUCAUAUCUGUCGGGAACCCUACGAAGUGUCCAUAUUAUAAAGGUGCUUUCCAGCGUGUGGAUCCUUUGGGGGGGGGGGGUUUGUCCAGCUUGCGGAAGGAUCCCUUGAAGGUAUCAGUAGGAAACCGUUUCAGAGAAAGGGGAGAGCUUAAAGAAAUUGCAGUCCAUUCACCUGAGGUCGACUCUGGAAAUUGUAAAUAAAAUAUUUGUUUGGGACGAGUAUGGAGAUUGAUCCUCCAGUGAAUAAUUAGUGCAAUACUUUUUUUUUCUAGUCCCAGCAAAGAAAAAAUUGGUCAGUCAAUUUUGGGUGGAGAGGCAAAUUUAAGAUCCCUUGAAACUCAGCAUGCAAGAAGGAUCAAACGUUGCCCAGAAAACUGGCAAGUCUGCGAAAAACAUGAAACAAUUGGAGCUUAUUUUCCUGUGCUGAGUUUCCAGGGCAAAAGAUCUCUUGCAAAAUUGUCAAAGCAAUGUGUUGAUCAACGUAAGUUAUCAGUGUUUUAAGUCCCGUCAUUUAGGGACUCAGUAAAAAUGGGAGCAUUUCUCAGUCCAAUUUCUGCUCUGCCAAUGUCCAGCACUCAUAUUUAUCCACGUAUUUAUGAAUGUUCCAGAGGAUACAGUGUAUUGGUGUUUUUUUUUAAUAAAUGCCUCCUGGAAUUGGCAGAAUGGGGGUUGGGUUGAGCCUAUUUCUGGCCUGACUUCAUUGCCUGAGUUGCCCAGAUUUUUUCUAAGGAAUGUAGUACAAAGAGCUCAAUGGAACUGCAAGCAAUACUUAACUUUUCUGGUAGCUUUUGAGUGCUAAAAAACUUGUGGGAACAAUUUUAGUGAAGGUGUAGAAACUUGAGGAGUUUUAGGGCCGCUCAGGGUGAAGCUCUUGGCUGAGCCAGAUUUCAAGCCGAAAGAACCGGUUGGACUUUGGUGAUAGUGCUGCCCCCUGUCGGAUUUCCAAAAGCUGCUGAGCUUAGAAAGUUGGCUAAGGUAUUCUUAGGAGGCAGUUUUUGGAAUGUAACGGCUUAGUGUGUGUGUUUGGGACGAUGGUCUUCCGUUUUCUUCCUGUCCGAACCAUUCCUGGCCUUUGAAGCCGCUUCUCCCUCUCUCUUUUUUUCUUCACCUUGCUCCAAAUCUCUUGUAUGUUUGGAACACAAGUCAGUAAUAUUUAACUCGUCAAAGCUGGGAAACGUCUCUUCAUCAAAUGGAUUUCCAUGCCAUGCUGAAACUCUGAAUCGAAUAUGAACAGCCUCUCGUUUUUUUUUUAUAUCUGUAAAGCUUCGACAUUUGUUUCGCUGUGGUCAGCAUUAAAAUUUCUUUGGAAACUAAUGAUGAUGGCGAUGGAAUACAAUAAGUGGAUUGACUUUUUAAAAAUUAUUUCAAGAAAUGCAUGAGGCAGAAGAACAUUUUUAUAAUUGGGUUUUGAAGCAGUUUGAAGGACAGUAAAUGAGGGUUGUUCAGAGAAGAGUUGCUAUGCAGAGUGAAAAUUAAAUUUUUCAAGUGAAGUCUUUAUUUAGUCAAAUUAAACUUUCAAGUACAGUGAGAUCCCCACAUGCGGACACCUCAACCUGCGGACAAUUCGACAUAGAGACACUUAUUUUCCCAGAAAAUAAUUAAUAAAAAAGGCCCAGCGUGAGAACACUGACUCGACAUAGGGACACUUCGUGAAUAAAUUGCAAAUACAUUUCAGGCCAAAUUACAAGAAACAGAUAUUUCCAACCCUGUAAGUCUAUGGGAAAACAAGACUUGACUUAGGGACACUCUUGAUGCACCAAUUAUGUCCGCAUCUUUGGGUCUCACUAUACAGUAUUAC
This is a messenger RNA of Notodromas monacha, 3827 nucleotides long. Lineage: Eukaryota; Metazoa; Arthropoda; Ostracoda; Podocopida; Cyprididae. The record is from the annotation of a GenBank genome assembly.